This is a messenger RNA of Prunus armeniaca (apricot), 552 nucleotides long. NCBI's taxonomy places the organism in Eukaryota, Viridiplantae, Streptophyta, Magnoliopsida, Rosales, Rosaceae. The record is from the annotation of a GenBank genome assembly.
AUGGAGACAAUUUUUCGGUGGUCUGGAGAACCCCCCAAGUAUGGAAAUUUUGGCUUUAAGGUUGAAAAAAAUAUAAAGCAGAACUGUGUACUCUUGAACUCCACCACUUUGGUCUGUUGGAGAAUGGCGUGUAUAAGGGAGGCAAAGUAUGCUAUGUUGACAACUGUAUGGGUGUUGUAUUACCAUGAUCCUACUCAUAACAACGAGAUAAAGAGUGAAGAUAAAGAGCAACAACAGCAAAGUGAAGAUGUUGGCAAUGAAGAGGAAGAUGAAGAGGAAGAGGAGGAAAAAGAGGAUGUUAUUGUUGACAGUGAUUAUGAAUUAAGUGAAGAAGAAAAUGGUAAUAAAGAGGCUGCAUCAAGAGCACAACCAAGGAACGAUGCACCAAAUGUUGAAUAUACACAAUGUUUUGAAGAGAUGAAUGAAAUGUCUCUUAAUGAAGCUACAUGGGAGAUAUUAGAUGAUGAUGAAGAUAGUGAUCGACUUCCUUAUGAUGGUGAUAGCUCUGGUGGUGAGGAAGAUGGUAAAAAAAAGACAAUCAAGAGGAAAUGA